GGGUCUUUCCGCUUUGACUCUUGCUUUUUCUCCUGAGUAUGGAUUGGGGAACGAGGAUGUGAUAAAAAAAAAACCAAUGCAUUCAUUUCGUUUCCUUUUUUCUUAUUUUCACACACACAUUUUCUCGGAUUCAUUGAAAAAAGGGAUUCGAGAUCAUAAUCUCGGCCUAGGUGCUCUUCUUUCUUUCUUCCUCUUUUUUUUUUUUUUCCUUUCUUUCAGAGACUACUGGAUCUGUUAACUUCUUUAAUCUUUAUUUGCAUCCUCCGAUUUCAAAUUCAUUUUUCAUGCUAGAACAGGUAAAAGAUUCAGCGUCAACGGUUACGACCGUCACGUCCCUUGUACUGAUGGCACCUACAUCGUUCUCCAAUUUCUUACAGCAAAACCAUCCAUAUUUCGUGAGUCCAUGGAAUAAACAACGACAGACCCCUAAUAACCUCGAGGCUUCGGAUAUGGACCCUUCUUGCUGGUUGGGUGGCCCCCUCGAUCAGCUUGCCGUCAUUGAAGAAGAUGAAGAGGAAGAACGUCGCUAUCUUCAAAAGAUGCGGAGUUUGCCGUACCGUCGUCACUCUUUGGCCCACGAAACCUUAAUUCCAUCCGAACAUCAAUGGCGUCGGGAACGAUCGCCUUCCAAUUCCUUUCUCGCACCAUGGCCAUCCACCAACGAUAGCACGGGAUCCAUUUGGUCCCUUGGACCUCACAGUACGAAAAACGCAGCGGGGCCCAGCACCAACAAUACCCAUCUCGCCAACCAUCCUAGUGGAUUGCCUUCCCCUUCCUUUUGGGACCCCUCUAGCUCACGACCUCCUCUUUCCAUUUCUCCGAUGGUAAUGAGCUCCUCAUCCUCCUCUUCCAACACCUCCGCAUCCCUGUUUUCGCGUCCACCAUUAGGCAAUACCAUUCGUCGCCUUUCAUUGUCCCCGAUACCCAGCGAAUCCACCGCCGACUACCUGAAUUCCCGAGACUUGUUGCCCAGCAUCAAGCAUAGUGUUCCGGAAGAGCCUAAUUGGGUUCCUUAUCGCCGCCAUUCAUUGGCCGGACCUUUGCAAUCCGUACCACCUUCAUGCGGAAACCGGUAUUUGGAUCCUACUCCCAGUCUAUUGUCAUCGGAUCUUUUGGAAUCGGUCGAUAAGAGCGGCUAUUUUGAUCGGAUCAUGUCCGCUGCCCAACCUGAAGUGUCGUGGUGUAUGGUGGAAUUCAAAGCCGGUCGGGCCGAGAUUUACUAUACAGUGACGCCCGUCGACAAGGAAGACUGGGUUAUUGUCGAAGCCGACCGAGGUCGCGACCUUGGCAUGGUGGUGGCCAAGGAUUUACCACCUGAUCAGGUGGCUCUAUUACUGCAGACAAGUUCCAUGAUGAUGAUGGAACCUGAACAACGUGACGCCGCUUCGUCCUCCACCCCCAAAAGAAUUUGUCGUUUGGCUACGCCUUCGGAAAUCACCCUUUUAGUCACCAAACGCCAGGACGAACAAAAAGCCCUGCUGAUUUGUCAAGCCAAGAGUCGUCAAAAGAACUUGUUAAUGGACAUUGUCGACGCCGAAUACCAAUGGUCAGUUAGAAAAAAACAACUCCCUCACAGACAAUCGUUGCGGCAUGGAACGUCCAAGUUAAUCCUUUGCUUUUUAUUGUUAUCCAUUUGCUUCUACAGGGAUCGUCGCAAGUUGACCUUUUACUUUGUAGCCGAACGACGAGUGGAUUUCAGAGAACUCGUGAGAGACUUGUUUAAAAUUUACAAGACCCGUAUAUGGAUGUGUUCGGUUAAUGCUAUGGGGAAAAAACCGUCAAUGAUCUAAUCUCGAACCGCAAAAAAAAGAAAGAAAAUCCAAACCCAUAUUCCUCUCCUUCAUCAUAGAUCCUCCCCUUGAUCGAUGCUCACUAUUAUUUCUCCUUGCAUUUUUUUUCCUUUCUAUUUUUUUCCUUUUCUUUCUUUAAACAUUUAUUCAUGCUCAAGAAACGCAAGUACUUAUACACAUAUAAAAGCUAUAUAAUCCACCCUGAUUACACUGUAGUUUAUUGGAAGAAGUAGUAGUACGAAACAAAAUCAAUGAACAAAUUUUAAUAAUCUUUACAAA
This is a messenger RNA of Radiomyces spectabilis, 2069 nucleotides long. Its product is annotated as PSP1 C-terminal conserved region-domain-containing protein. The record is from RefSeq and is a predicted model, not a curated record. The transcript is spliced from 4 exons. Bases 285 to 1790 code for a protein of 501 amino acids. NCBI's taxonomy places the organism in Eukaryota, Fungi, Mucoromycota, Mucoromycetes, Mucorales, Radiomycetaceae. Gene Ontology annotation, cellular component: cytoplasm.